CCGGCAGGGCACCAUUGUUAACCUGCGCCCACCCCCAUCUACACAACAAAACCCGAAGCUGGCAAAAUUGACAAAACGAAAAAAAAUAAAAUAAAAGCGUAAAAGAAAGGAAACCAAAGCCCAAAACCCUAAACUGGACUUUACACAGAGAGGAACCCCUAAAACUCUCUAUCUCUAUACCUGCAUCUGUCUAUCUACUCUUCGAAACCCUAACUGUAGGAACCCUAAUGGCGUCGAAGUUCGGGAUGGCAGGAGGGAUUCCGGAGCGCCGGGUGCGUCCGAUAUGGGAUGCUGUCGAUUCCCGCCAGUUCAAGUCCGCUCUCAAGCUCUCCACCGGCCUCCUCUCCAAAUAUCCCAGCUCUCCCUACGCCCUUGCACUUAAGGCUCUGAUUUUGGAGAGGAUGGGAAAGCCUGAUGAGGCAUUAUCUGUUUGCUUAAAUGCCAAAGAGCUUUUAUAUUCUGAUGAUGUCAUCCAAAUCGAUGAUCUCACCCUCAGCACUCUACAGAUUGUCUUCCGCCGGCUUGAUCGCUUGGACCUGGCAACAUCUUGCUAUGAGUAUGCAUGUGGGAAGUUUACAAAUAAUUUGGAGCUAAUGAUGGGACUCUUCAACUGUUAUGUUCGUGAGUACUCAUACGUGAAGCAACAACAGACAGCCAUCAAAAUGUACAAGGUUGUUGGCGAAGAAAGAUUUUUGCUCUGGGCAGUUUGCAGCAUUCAAUUACAGGUGCUUUGUGGUGAAGGGGGAGAGAAACUGUUACUCUUAGCUGAAGCUUUGCUUAAGAAGCACAUUGCUUCGCAUAGCUUGCAUGAGCCAGAAGCCCUUCUUGUAUAUAUUUCAUUAUUGGAACAGCAGGCUAAGUAUGAGACUGCCUUGGAGAUCCUCUCCGGAAAAUUGGGCUGCCUCGUUGCAAUUGAGGGUGAUAGGUUACGGAUACAGGGUAGACUUCUUGCUCGGGCACGUGACUAUGCUGCCGCUGCUGAUGUCUUCCAAAAAGUCUUGGAAUCAAGCCCUGAUGAUUGGGAGGCUUUCCUACAUUAUUUAAAUUGUUUGCUGGAGGAUGAUUCCAGCUGGUGCCAAGUGACCACCAGCAAUACUCUCUGUUCACCAAAGUUUGUUGACUCCAACAUAUGCAAGUCGCCACAUUUGACAGAUGAAAUGUUCGAUUCACGCAUCUCUGGUGCAACACUCUUUGUACAAAAGUUACAAGCAGAGGCCAAGAAUGAGCAUAUAAGAGGUCCUUACUUGGCGAACCUUGAAAUUGAGAAACGGCGUCGUUUAUAUGGCAAGGAUGAUAAUGGCAAGUUGAUGGAGGUUUUAUUGCAGUAUUUUUACAAGUUUGGACACCUGGCUUGCUUCACUUCUGAUGUGGAAGUAUUCUUACAAGUCUUAACACAUAAUGAAAAGAUGGAACUAUUAAAAGAAAUCUUCAAAUCUUGUGAAUCUCCGUCACCAUCAACAGUCAAAGCACUGGGGAAAGCUAUAACCAGUUUUAGAAUUCAAGAAUCCAUUGGAGCUAUGUCUAAGCUUCCGGUUUGUGAACUAGAAAGCACUGCUUCACGAAUGAUAGAGAUGUACUUUAAGAACCUUCCUCUUUCAAAGGAACUGGACCCACAGGAAAAUAUGCAUGGUGAAGAGCUUCUAACUAUGGCGUGCAAUGUGCUGGUUCAGUUGUUCUGGCGGACAAGACAUCUCGGUUACUUGCUGGAGGGUGUUAUGGUUCUGGAAUUUGGCUUGACCAUAAGAAGAUAUAUCUGGCAAUAUAGGAUUCUUUUGCUGCAUUUAUAUUCUUUCUUGGGUGCUCUUCCAUCAGCAUUGGAAUGGUAUAGAACUUUGGAGAUAAAGAAUAUCCUAUUGGAGACAGCCUCCCACCACAUUUUGCCCCAGAUGUUGAGAUCACCCCUUUGGUCGGAUUUGACAGAUCUUCUAAAUGAGUAUCUCAAGUUCAUGGAAGAUCACUUCCAAGAAGCUGCAGACCUUACCUUUCUUGCAUAUCGUCAUCGUAACUAUACAAAAGCAAUUGACUUUGUUCAAUUCAGAGAACGCUUGCAACAUUCCCACCAAUAUUUGAUGGCUAGGAUUGAAGCUCCAAUCCUGCAGCUAAAGCAGAAAGCAGAUAAUCUUGAAGAAAUAGAGUGCAUUUUUGGCAACUUGAAACAUGGUAUUCAAGUGCUCGAGCUGUCAAGUGAGGAGCAUCUCAAAUCCUUGAUGUUCAAUGAGGAUAUGCAGUCACGACCUUGGUGGUCGCCAGCUCCUGAUAAAAACUAUCUUCUCGAGCCAUUUGAAGGAGAAAAUUUUUACCCUGGAGUAAACAUGGGUAAGCAACAAGCUAAGGAAUGGGAAGCAAACCAACAUAAAGCCAUUGAGAGAAGAUCCCUUCUUCCUCGGUUGAUCUGCCUUUCGGUCCAGAUUGCUUCAUCAUCACAUAAGGAACACAUUGAAACAAACGGGUCUGUUCAUGAUGGCAAAAUCAGUUCUGAUCUGAAGCUUCUGCUUGAACAAUUUGCCAGGAGCCUUGGCCUUUCUUUCAAUGAUGCAAUUGAAGUAAUUGCUGGGAUUUCAGAUGGCUACAAAUCUUUUAAGGAAUAUGGCUCGGACAUGCUCGACUGGAUGAAUUUCGCCAUAUUUGUGAAUGCGUGGAACCUUUCUCAAGAUCUGGGGCUGCCAGACGGAGAUGGAAGCAGGACCAAUUCAUGGCGUAUUGUCAAUAACCUGAUGGAGAAAUGGGCCGAUGAGCAAUUACAAUCUGCACAGCCCAUCCUAACAUACCCUGGAGAAGAUCUUCUGAUCUUGGUGCAGAUGGUGACGGAGCCCUUCUACUGGCACAGUCUUGUAAUCCAAUCAUGCGUUCGUUCCUUGCUACCCACCGCUGGCAAGAAAAAGAAAAAGAGCAGUGGCACAGAUCAAUCGCACUCACCGUUAUCGCAGGCCGUCCGGAGUUCAAUCCAGUCCUUGUGUAAGGCUGCAGAAAAGGUCAUGAAAUGGUUGGAAGACCAACACAACAAGCCAGAGGAUGAAAAGCUGAACAACCUACUCUCCCUUAUCCAGAUAAAUGGAUCUGAAAUGGGGCCUGGGCAUGUCUUCCAGUUACUAGAAGCCAUGGCUUCAACACCACAUCCACAAGUUGGGGAGCGGGUCUUCCAAGCGAUUCAGACAUGGAGUUCGGCUGAUGUGGUGAGGGGAAUUGUUAGAAGCCAGUCCACAGUGCUUUCUGAAUUCCGCUGCGCAUGUAGUUCGAGGUUGAAGUCGAUGGCGUCUGCUUUGAAGCAGUUGGUUUAGGCACUGGGGAUCCCAGCGAGAUAUCAUUGUGCUGGUGACCAUUGAUUCAAGUACCGGGUUUCCGAGUGUGACUUCCCUGGGGUCUGAAACUGGUAUGACUCCUCUGACUCGGUAUGACUUAGUCCGACUUAACCCAACUCGGUCCUGUAUUGCUGUGGUGACUCGUAUUAUUUUGGACUGAAACCGAUAAGACCUGGACCAUAUCGAGUUGCAUGGGAUGAUAUUUAAAACCAUGGUUGUGAAGAGGGGUUGAAUUCUCUGUAUUUGUGUGAUGCUUCUUGGUGUGGAGGGAAUGAGAUUUUGUAGGUUUUUAGGCAGAUAUUGACUGCUGUAUUUUUGACCCCCUUUUUUCCAUUGCUGAGUAGUUUGUACACUAGAAUAAUAGUGACUAGUUCUGAUCAAAACCAUAGUUCCAAAUAUA
This is a messenger RNA of Magnolia sinica, 3699 nucleotides long. Its product is annotated as N-terminal acetyltransferase B complex auxiliary subunit NAA25. Gene Ontology annotation, biological process: N-terminal peptidyl-methionine acetylation. The transcript has 19 exons. The record is from RefSeq and is a predicted model, not a curated record. Gene Ontology annotation, cellular component: cytoplasm; NatB complex. NCBI's taxonomy places the organism in Eukaryota, Viridiplantae, Streptophyta, Magnoliopsida, Magnoliales, Magnoliaceae. The coding region runs from base 228 to 3278 and encodes 1016 amino acids. Gene Ontology annotation, molecular function: protein binding; protein-N-terminal amino-acid acetyltransferase activity.